AGGCGAGGAAGAAGGAAGCCGAAAUUCGCACAUCGUUGUCUGUAAAUUUUAGGAUAGCGUUUGCCUCUCGUGGUGAAAAAACACUAAUUCGUUCUAAGUGGCUUCCUUGCCCAUUUAGAUGUAGCGUUGUAUCAGACUGGGGUGUUUUUACGAUUUGGACAUUGUUCCUUGAAGAUUUUUUUUGAGACGUGUGCGAUCCAUAUUUCGGGAUCGCCGCCAUCUUGACGAAUGGUUUUUGAUGACAAAGAUCCGAUAAAGGCGACAGUAAUGGCGCAAAUUCGGGAUACAACAGGACUAGCAGAACUUGCCCACAGAGAGUAUCAGGCUGGAGAUUACGGCCAUGCAGAACAGCAUUGUAUGCAACUGUGGCAGCAAGAACCAGACAACACAGGCGUCCUGCUCUUGCUAAGUUCUAUCCACUUCCAGUGCAGACGUUUGGAAAGAUCUGCAUAUUUUAGCCAACUUGCCAUAAAACAGAACCCAAUGUUGGCAGAAGCUUACUCAAAUCUGGGGAAUGUGUACAAGGAGAGGGGUCAACUCCAGGAGGCUCUUGACAACUACAGACAUGCAGUUAGGUUAAAACCAGACUUCAUUGAUGGCUACAUCAAUCUGGCUGCUGCAUUGGUGGCUGCAGGUGACAUGGAGCAAGCGGUCCAGGCAUAUGUUACUGCCCUGCAGUAUAAUCCAGACCUGUACUGUGUUCGGAGUGACUUGGGAAAUCUGCUUAAGGCUCUAGGAAGGCUAGAGGAAGCCAAGGCUUGUUAUCUUAAAGCAAUUGAAACACAGCCCAACUUUGCUGUUGCGUGGAGCAAUCUAGGCUGCGUCUUCAAUGCUCAAGGGGAGAUUUGGUUGGCCAUUCACCAUUUUGAAAAGGCUGUGGCAUUGGACAACAACUUCUUGGAUGCUUACAUAAAUCUGGGAAAUGUGUUGAAAGAAGCCAGGAUUUUUGACAGGGCAGUGGCUGCGUAUCUUCAGGCAUUAAAUUUAAGUCCUAACCAUGCAGUUGUCCACGGGAACUUGGCCUGUGUAUAUUAUGAGCAAGGACUGGUUGAUUUGGCUAUCGAUACUUACCGCAGAGCAAUUGAGCUGCAACCAAAUUUCCCAGAUGCUUACUGCAACUUAGCUAAUGCUCUGAAGGAAAAGGGACAGGUUUCUGAGGCUGAGGACUGUUACAACACAGCAUUACAGUUAUGUCCCACCCAUGCAGAUUCCCUCAACAACUUGGCCAACAUCAAGCGGGAGCAGGGGAACACAGAGGAGGCUGUGCGUCUUUACUUCAAGGCAUUGGAUGUUUAUCCAGAGUUUGCUGUUGCUCACUCAAAUCUAGCCAGUGUGCUUCAGCAACAAGGCAAACUCCAUGAAGCUCUGAUGCAUUACAAAGAUGCCAUCAGGAUUUCUCCAACCUUUGCUGAUGCGUACUCCAACAUGGGGAAUACCCUGAAGGAGAUGCAGGAUGUUCAGGGAGCUCUCCAGUGCUACACCCGUGCUAUUCAGAUUAACCCAGCCUUUGCGGAUGCUCACAGUAACCUCGCCUCUAUACACAAGGAUUCUGGAAAUAUCCCAGAGGCUAUAGCAUCAUACAGAACUGCUUUGAAGUUAAAACCAGAUUUUCCAGAUGCUUAUUGCAACCUUGCUCACUGUCUACAGAUUGUGUGUGACUGGACAGACUACAGUUCACGUAUGAAGAAGCUGGUAGCUAUAGUACAGGAUCAGCUGGAGAAAAAUCGUCUUCCAUCUGUCCAUCCCCACCACAGUAUGCUCUACCCCCUGUCCCAUAACCAACGCAGGGCCAUUGCCUCACGCCAUGCCAACCUCUGUUUGGAAAAGAUCAAUGUGCUACAUAAACCUCCCUAUCAGCAUGUGAAGGAUAUGGUGGCCAGUAAUGGUCGACUACGUGUAGGAUAUGUCAGCUCAGACUUCGGCAACCACCCAACAUCUCACCUGAUGCAGAGUAUCCCAGGCUUACAUUCAAAGGAAAACAUUGAGGUGUUCUGCUAUGCACUCAGUCCGGAUGAUGGCACCACUUUCAGAACAAAGAUUGCUUCAGAGGCUGAGCAUUUUGUCGAUUUGUCUCAGAUCCCAUGUAAUGGUAAAGCUGCUGACAGAAUCCAUGCUGAUGGAAUCCAGAUUCUUGUCAACAUGAACGGUUAUACUAAGGGUGCUCGUAAUGAGCUAUUUGCAUUGAGGCCUGCCCCAGUUCAGGUGAUGUGGCUUGGUUACCCAGGUACAAGUGGCGCUCCUUUCAUGGACUACAUCAUCACAGACCAGGUCACAUCUCCAUCUGAAUAUGCAGACCAGUACUCUGAGAAGUUAGCCUACAUGCCGAACACUUUCUUUAUUGGAGAUCACUGGCACAUGUUCAGCCACAUGUUAAACAAAGUCGUCAUAGAGGAAGUCAGUGGCACAGCUGUAUCUGACAACAACUGUGUUGUUAAUGGGCUAGACCUUGAACCUUUGAAAAACAUUGCUACAAGCAUAAGGGAAAUGAAACAGAAGCCACUGAAGGGUGAUGACGUGAAUGGGCCAGGUGAGGAAGUGGUGACAUCUGUGGUGACGUUACCAGACAAUGGUACCAUACAAGCCAUGGCCCAGUCAGCUCAGACUCAGGCUAACGUCAAUGGAGUGGUGCUACAGAACGGACUCACCACCAACCAGACCAAUAAUAAAGCUGCCACUGGUGAAGAAGUCCCUCGUUUGCUAAUGGUUACCAGCAGAAGUCAGUACGGACUGCCAGAGAACCAUGUGGUCUACUGUAACUUCAACCAGCUGUACAAGAUAGACCCCGCCACGCUGCAGAUGUGGUCUAACAUCCUGAAGAGCGUACCUAACAGUGUGAUCUGGCUGCUGCGCUUCCCUGCAGUCGGGGAGCCAUACCUGAUACAGGCUGCAGCUCAAUAUGGUCUACCUGCUAACAGGAUUGUCUUCUCACCUGUUGCCCCUAAGGAGGAGCAUGUAAGACGAGGCCAGCUGGCGGAUGUUUGUCUAGAUACCCCUCUGUGUAAUGGACACACCACAGGCAUGGAUGUUCUGUGGGCAGGAACACCCAUGGUCACCUUACCAGGGGAAACACUAGCUUCACGGGUUGCAGCAUCUCAGCUGCAUACACUAGGCUGCCCUGAACUAGUGGCCAAGACUAAGGAAGAUUAUGAGAGUAUUGCCAUCAGGCUGGGCACAGACAGAGAAUACUUGAAGGCAGUGAGAGCCAAAGUAUGGAAUGCGCGGCAAACAAGUCCUCUGUUCAACUCCCAGCAGUACGCCAGAAAUAUGGAAAGUUUAUUUCACCAGAUGUGGGAGCGUUACCAUGGUGGUCUAUCUCCAGACCACAUAUUAUCAGACAUGUAACUUUGUGAAAAAGUGAAUCAGGAACAGUGAAAUGUGUUCACAAAAAUCUGGCAUGUAAACACCAGUUAGAGCUCCGUUUGCAGUGGAAGUCUUGUGUUGUCACUUAACAGUCUUUUAUUUAUUUGUAAAUAAUUAGGCAGGAACAGACGCAUUUGGGUUUUUUCUUUUAUUCAGGGUGAACACUUUACUCUCCACUGGUCUUUGUUUUUAACCUCUGUUGACUGAUGCCAAUUGUGAUUUAAUAGUGCAGAAUGAGACUAAGUGAUACUGAUCUACUUUGCUAAUUUAGGGGCUUUGAUAUAUAAAGAUAUAUAUAUAUAUAUA
Liolophura sinensis is the source of this 3666-nucleotide messenger RNA. Its product is annotated as UDP-N-acetylglucosamine--peptide N-acetylglucosaminyltransferase 110 kDa subunit-like. The record is from RefSeq and is a predicted model, not a curated record. The transcript has 22 exons. Gene Ontology annotation, biological process: protein O-linked glycosylation. Lineage: Eukaryota; Metazoa; Mollusca; Polyplacophora; Chitonida; Chitonidae. Gene Ontology annotation, molecular function: protein binding; protein O-acetylglucosaminyltransferase activity. The coding region runs from base 229 to 3342 and encodes 1037 amino acids.